This is a messenger RNA of Aureobasidium musti, 1676 nucleotides long. Lineage: Eukaryota; Fungi; Ascomycota; Dothideomycetes; Dothideales; Saccotheciaceae. The record is from the annotation of a GenBank genome assembly.
CACUCAACAUGGAAGUUCCGCUCGCCGCUGAUCCAACCCGUGUCUUCGACUUCUUGGGACUGCCACGCGAGUUGCGCGAUCGUAUCUAUCGUCUACACCUAUCGAAGGAGGGGGAAGUUGACUAUCUGGAACACGACGACAACAUGCCUGAGGUCACCCAUAACGAACCUGUGAUCAAGCCACUCCUGGGCGUCAAUCUUCUCCGCGUUUGUAAGCAAAUUCACGAUGAGGCAGUCUUGUACGCCUCCAAAAACCGCAAAUGGGUCAUGNGCUACGCUCCCAUAACCCCUGACAAGCUCACCGUCGAUUGCGCUCAGCGUGUGGCCUGUAUCUCCCACACCACCGCUGAGAAGAUCCAACCUCUCGCAAUGAACAUCGAAGUCGAAUUAAGGGAGCCAUACAACCUUGUUCGGUCAAUCGCGAUAGGUGACCUAACCGAGGUGAAGUCGCUUCGCACGCUUGGGUUGUUCCUAAUUCUCGGCGACCCUGGCUUCCGCGCUGCAACAUGGCUUCUUCAACGUGAUGCCGCGUGGUGCAAUGCACCUCUUUUAGUUGGCAUUGUCUGCGGAAUCCUGGCUCAAGUUCCUGUUCACGUCGAGAGUGUGUGGUUGUCAACCGUGUCGCACAUCAGUGGUUACAGUCACGAUGAGCCUGAUGAAGAUCUACUCCAGAUAGCAAAGACCUACAGUGGUGCCAAGAGUCGCCAACGUGCAAUCGACCCAAGCACUGCGAUAUUUGUUGUGACGGAUUGCCAUGGCGAUGGCGCAUGGAAAGUAGAAAUCUUCGUGGAAAUGGCUUUCCAAACCCGCCAUAAUCAUCACCACAUUCUCCAUCAAAAUGCUCGUCCCUUGGACCGUUCCAUUCUUGCUGCUUGCGGCCUACGUGCUUCUCGCCUCAGCCGCCAUCUCCGACAAAAUGGCCUGCUGUGCGUGCGCCAGCAUCCAGCUCACUUGCGUUUCAACGUGCACAAAAUUCACCAGCAACAGAUGUCGUUGCAACCAGCCCUUGACUCGGUGUCACCGGACAUGUCGCACACUGUCACGUUCACACCUCCUUCCUUCAAGGUCACUGACAUCAUAACUUUGGCCCAAGACUCGACACGCGCAAAUUUCACACAACUCGCAUACGACUCUAACGACUUCUGGAACAGAGCACCUCGUCCAGUUUCUAGCCAGGGAAAGAGCUUGAACGAUGGCUUGAUCUCACGUUUCCAAAACCUGGAUCUUGCCGUGGACACAGGUGACUCGGAAGAGACUUCUAUCGAACAGCAGCAUAACGACGCCACCAAUGUUCCUGACGAAGAAGAAUGUCCUAGAGGAGUUGACACACUCGAUUGCCAGGAUUGCGGUGGGCCAGAACAGACUUGGGAGACCAGUCCAAACAGAUUUCAUUGCAAAGGUAUCGAGCAAGAGAAUGACAGGUGGAAGGAUUGCCAUUGUCUGAACUGGGAAAAUGCUCGCGGUCCCUGCACCUUUGAUUAUGAUUUGGACGACAUCUCUGACGAUGGCUUGGCCGUGGAAGAAGAACUCCAGGAUCCUACUAACGAGACCGAGAACCUGGACGAGACUCCCAUCGAACAGCAGUUUAAUGACGCUACCAAUGCAUCAGAUGAUGAAGACUGUCCAACCGGCCAUGAUACGCUCGACUGUGAGGAUUGUGGUGGACCGGAACAGAAC